Lepus europaeus (European hare) is the source of this 6414-nucleotide messenger RNA. It is a transcript of the gene PTPN3, whose product is annotated as protein tyrosine phosphatase non-receptor type 3. Gene Ontology annotation, cellular component: cytoplasm; cytoskeleton; cytoplasmic side of plasma membrane. Gene Ontology annotation, molecular function: protein tyrosine phosphatase activity; cytoskeletal protein binding. The record is from RefSeq and is a predicted model, not a curated record. The coding region runs from base 89 to 2824 and encodes 911 amino acids. Gene Ontology annotation, biological process: protein dephosphorylation. Lineage: Eukaryota; Metazoa; Chordata; Mammalia; Lagomorpha; Leporidae. The transcript has 26 exons.
GCCGCGAGCGAGCUUCCGCGCCGCCCGCACGCGCGACCUACCUGGGCGCCCCGCGCCCCCGGAUGCUGCAGGUUACUCAGCGAUAGUGAUGACCUCCCGGUUACGCGCGCUGGGUGGAAGAAUUAACAACAUCCGCACCGUAGAGCUGCCCAAGGAGAAGACCCGAUCAGAGAUCAUCUGCAGCAUCCGCUUCUUAGAUGGCUUGGUACAGACCUUCAAAGUCAACAAACAAGACACAGGUCAGGUCCUUCUGGACAUGGCCUACAACCACCUGGGCGUGACCGAGAAGGAAUACUUCGGGCUGCAACAUGGCGACGACUCAGCAGACUCUCUUAGAUGGCUGGAAUCAAGCAAACCCCUCCGGAAGCAGCUGAAAGGAGGUUUCCCCUGUACCCUGUAUUUUCGAGUCAGAUUUUUUAUACCUGAUCCCAACACCUUGCAGCAAGAGCAAACCAGGCAUUUGUAUUUCUUGCAACUGAAGAUGGACAUUUGCGAAGGAAGGCUAACCUGCCCUCUGAACUCGGCCGUGGUUCUAGCAUCCUAUGCCGUACAAUCUCACUUCGGAGACUACAAUUCUUCCGAGCAUCAGCCAGGCUAUCUCACCGACAGUCAGUUUAUUCCGGAUCAAAACAAGGACUUUUUAGCAAAAGUGGAGUCUCUGCACGAGCAGCACAGUGGGCUAAAGCAGUCAGAAGCAGAAUCGUGCUUUAUCAACAUAGCACGGACUCUCGACUUCUAUGGGGUGGAGCUGCACAGUGGUAGGGACCUACACCAUUUAGAUCUCACCAUCGGAGUGGCCUCGGCGGGCAUCGCUGUGUACAGGAAACACAUUUGCACGAGUUUCUACCCUUGGGUAAACAUCCUCAAAAUUUCUUUCAAAAGGAAAAAGUUCUUUAUACAUCAGCGACAAAAACAGACCGAAGCCAGGGAGCACAUCGUGGCCUUCAACAUGCUCAGUUACCGCUCGUGCAAGAACCUGUGGAAGUCCUGCGUGGAGCACCACACGUUCUUCCAGGCAAAGAAGCUGCUACCUCAGGAGAAGAAUGUUCUCUCGCAAUACUGGACCCUGGGUUCUAGGAACCCCAAAAAGUCUGUAAAUCACCAAUAUUGCAAAAAGGUGAUCGGUGGGAUGGUGUGGAACCCGGCCAUGCGGAGAUCUUUGUCAGUGGAGCAUCUGGAAACCAAGAGCCUGCCUUCCCGGUCCCCUCCUGUCACUCCCAACUGGCGAAGUCCUCGGCUCCGGCACGAGAUCCGCAAGCCACGGCACUCGUCUGUGGAUAACCUCGCCAAUGAAAUGACCUACAUCACGGAGACCGAAGACGUGUUUUACACGUACAAGGGCCCCCUGUGCCCCAAAGACAGUGACUCUGAAGUCUCCCAGAACCGGAGCCCGCCCCGAGAGAGCUUAUCCGAGAACAAUCCAGCCCCAAGCUGCCUGACUCAGAAGUCAUCCAGUUCUGUGUCUUCAAACGCUCCAGGCUCCUCCUCCCCCGACGGCAUGGACCAGCAGGUCUCAGACGACUACCACAGGGCCACCCGAGGGGCCUCCACCGAGGACAACGGCCAGUACUACUGUGACAAGAAUGACAACGGUGACGGCUACUUGGUCCUGAUCCGCAUCACGCCGGACGAAGACGGGAAAUUCGGAUUUAAUCUCAAGGGAGGAGUGGAUCAGAAGAUGCCGCUGGUGGUAUCGAGGAUAAACCCAGAGUCACCUGCUGACACCUGCAUUCCUAAGCUGAACGAAGGGGAUCAAAUCGUGUUCAUCAACGGCCGGGACAUCUCCGAGCACACGCACGACCAGGUGGUGAUGUUCAUCAAGGCCAGCCGGGAGUCGCACUCGCGGGAACUGGCCCUGGUGAUCCGGAGGAAAGCCAUGCACAGGUUUGCGGAGAUCAGAUCUGAAGAUGAACUGAGCCAGCUCUUCCCCGAGACCAUCUUCCCCGUGUGUCCCGAGGGAGCAGGCACGCUCGAGGGCUCCAUGGACCUGCUAAAGAAGGGCCUUGAGAGCGGCACGGUGCUGAUCCAGUUUGAGCAACUCUACAGGAAGAAACCAGGUUUGGCCAUCACAUGUGCAAAGCUGCCUCCAAAUGUGGACAAAAACCGCUACAAAGAUGUGCUGCCUUAUGACGCCACCCGGGUAUUGUUGCAGGGAAGUGAGGAUUAUAUCAACGCAAGCUAUGUGAAUAUGGAAAUCCCCAGCGCUCACCUCGUGAACAAGUACAUCGCCACUCAGGGACCCCUGCCACAUACCUGUGCGCACUUCUGGCAGGUCGUCUGGGACCAGAAGCUGUCGCUCAUCGUCAUGUUGACAACACUCACAGAGCGAGGGCGGACCAAAUGUCACCAGUACUGGCCUGACCCCCCCGACGUCGCGGACCAUGGCGUCUUCCACAUCCAGUGCCAGUCGGAGGACUGCACCAUCGCCUACGUGUCCCGAGAAAUGCUGGUCACGAACACCGAGACUGGGGAAGAACACACAGUGACGCACCUCCAGUACGUCGCCUGGCCUGACCACGGCGUGCCAGAUGACUCCUCGGACUUUCUGGAAUUUGUAAACUACGUGAGGUCCCUGAGAGUGGACGGGGAGCCCAUCCUGGUUCACUGCAGUGCCGGCAUAGGUCGAACAGGUGUCUUGGUCACCAUGGAAACGGCCAUGUGCUUAAUUGAGCGAAACCUGCCCGUGUACCCACUGGAUAUUGUCCGGAAAAUGCGAGACCAGCGCGCCAUGAUGGUGCAGACAUCAAGCCAGUACAAGUUCGUGUGUGAAGCAAUUCUUCGUGUGUAUGAAGAAGCCUUGGUCCAGACGCUGGAUCCCAGUUAGGACAACUGUGAAAAAAAAAAUGCUCAUUUCUCUUUCCCAGGGACGAUCUCCUGAAGAGGGGGCUUCAAACCCACCCUACGGAGGCAGCGAGAGGACCCAGGAGCCGUGGGAAAGGAAUGAGCUAAUGUAAAGCCAGGCACUUUAAAUUUCUGUAGAAAAGGUAUCCUGUACAUAGGAACUGGUGUAGAUACGCAUGCCAUCACAGCGUCGUUGAAGGCCAGAGAGACAGCAAAAAGGGAUGUCACGUGGGGGCCUGUCCUGACGCCUGCCUCCCUAGACUGCACCACACCCCUGUGAGCCCCCGUUGGGCAACAGCUGAGCGGGGACACCAGCGGUACUGCUGACCCGCCAGAAGCAGGACGGUGUGGUAGGUUCAGGUGGCCUGGAUGGAUGUUGGCGUGUUUCUGCGUAUGGACUACAAGGGCUGAGUUUUCUGUGCUCCUAGGCAGAGCUGCCUCCGUCUGUGCCCCUGGCGCGUAGGGGCCCCUGAUCACUGCACUGCAGGGAGGGCGGUGAGCGCUCAGGCUGGAGGAGAGCAGUGCCUUCACUGCUUUCCCUCCUGGCUUCCUGUCUCCCUGCCCCCGCCCUCCUGGGGUCCCCACCCAGUGCCUGAGCAGGUGAAGAGCGGACAUUCAGGCGACUUCAGCUGAGACUCCGAACCAGGGCUCCCAGUGACAUCGCGUGUCUUAGCAUGAGAAACAGGUGUAUCUCUUGCCUCUGCUUGCCUCUUCCUGUGUCUUCAGAACCCAGGACUGGAAUCACUGACUACUGAAUCUAUGAUGUUACAUUGCUGCUACUUCAAGCCGUACACUUGAACGUGACAAUUUUCCCGAGGGGAGAGGGGAUGGUGGCAUCUAGAUAUUCAGAAUCUUUGGCCCUUCUGAGAAAAGAGCUUCCUGUCCUUGACCACGGGAAACCCUGCUUCUAGAGGGUUGUUCGUGGGUGUGCAUGAGUGCGAGUGCGUGUGAGUAUGUGCGCGUGCGCGUGUGUGGGCAUCUGUCCUGAGCGUUUCUCAGGAUCCCUAACCAGAUUCAAAUUACCGCUGAGUUUAUAUAAAGAAAGAGUCUCUGUAUAGGAGAACAAAAGUGUGCAGUCACCCUUGGUUACGACGUCUCCAUUUCAUUUCAAAGGAGAACACCAGACUAUCUGAAUAUAAACACGAUUUGAUGUUAAUUUAUUCCAAGAACACCAUGACUUUGAUUGUCCUAAAGAAUUCUGCCUUUGUGAAUACUGUGUUCAAAGAUUUUUUUUUUUUUAAUUUGUGACAGGAUUGUAGCAAAUGAUUAUUUAAGGAAAAUAAAUUACGUAAACAUUUUAACGUGGUAUCUUUAAAUAGCAGUUUCUAUGCAUUUAGAAGAGGAGGCUAAGAAAGUUUCUUCGUGGUAUUUCCAAAAAAAGGCUGCUUUCCUGUUACAGCACAUGUGGAGGAAGCCAUAUUGAUAAAUUCACAAACUGGACCAAUUGGGCAGUUUCCUUGUAGCAAGAUGGUUAGCAGCGGGGAGGAGGGGCGAUAUGACAAGGUUUCUGAAGGUUCUUCUGCCUCCACAUCUAGUGUAUGAGUGCAAUUCAAAAAGUUCAUGGAAAAUGGAGUUAAAAGUAAGUUCAUUUUGAUGCAAAAUAAUUUUGAAAUCCAUGCUUUCAAGGGGUCUUCAAAAGGUUCAUGGAAAACACAUGUUAUUUAAAAAAAAUGCAUGGAGUUUUUUUUUUUUUUUUUGGCACCAAAAUGAACUUUUAAUUCCAUUUCCUCCCAAAUUUUUGAAGCCCACCUUACUUGCAGACUUCCUAUCUUUUCAAUGGGUAUUUUACUGCCCCGCUCCAUGGUGGGGUGGGAGGGUGUUGAUCCACCUUGCCGAGACCCUGUGCUGGGAAUCAAAAAGUCACAGCAGAGUGUAGGGCUGGGAGGGUAGGAGAACUUUAGUCUGGGCACUUAGGAGGGCAACCUCCAGUCCCUGUGUGUGAGCGAGGGCAAAUGCAGAGGGCACUCGUGCUGUUGUGAAUUUCCCUUCUGCUGGAAUACGGACCGAGACCCCCUGGGUAUGUCACUUAGAAAAGUUACCUCCUCCAAAAGAUGCUCUCCCAGAAUGCGAGAGCAAGAGCGCCAAGGACAAUCAGACCGUUUCUUUGUUCAGUCUGGACCCAGACAGAUUCUGUGAGCAAAGAACCAAAAGACGAGCCGGAGGAGGGAACACUGGCCUACCCGGGAGAGCUGUCAGGGUAGUGAGCCAAGCAUCGCCCAGGAUACAGUGCAUCAGCACCCUGUGUGCAGAAGCCUUGAGACGUCUAAAUGCCUUCAGAGACAGGUUUUUAAUAUUUUUUUUUUUAAUUGAAAGUGGUGGACACAGCGCUGCCAUUACAGCCAUACCCGUUUCUGGAAAGCUUACCACUGGUUCUAGCUGGCUUUUCUGCACCCCUGUGCCUUCCAGCAGUUCAAACCCAGUGACUCCUGCCGUGAAGUCCUGGGAAAGACCACACGAGAGAAAAACUGAAAGGAACAAACUCAAGAAGUCAAUACUCUGGAAUAGCGCCAGGUGAAGCUACACCUGAGGGUUCCUGUCUCACCACCCCCUCCGCUUAAGCACUUACACUUCAGACACCUGUGCUGGGCCUCCGUGAACAGUGCGUCAGAGUCGGGGUAGAUAGUCUACCUGGAGAUACAGCUGGAGGUGAGCAGGGCCGCCCUUGACUGCCUGUGUUCUGACUGGAAGAUCUCACCAGACACACAGGUUCGUGCACUUACCCAGGUGGCAGUGUCCCUACUGGGUCCCUUUCUAGAACCUCUUGCCAUGUUGACUUUCUAGAGAAAGAAGCUUAACUCAAUCUGGUAAGGGAAUGAGGGUGGAUCUCAAACUUUAGCACAGUCUUUAGUUUCCUUCCCCAAUAAUUUAUACUUAAAAUAUGCUGUUGGCUUAGCACAGGUGCUGUGGCUGCCGUGUUGCCGCUGGUUGACACUGGUUUUGUUCCUCAGGAAUGAUCAUUUGGGGACAAGCAACAGGCUGUCUUCUUCAGAGGCCACAAAGAGGCAGAAGUAGAGGCGGGUUGUGGAGUCUAGAACCGCCUACAGGCCAGCCACAUACCCCUCAGGCCAGGUUUCAACUUGCCUGUCGCAGGAGAAGGUUGGACGGGACUAGAUGAGCUUUAGAGUUGUCAUUCUGGAAGUCUGGUGUCCCAGAGACUCAACAGCCUAAACCAAAGCUGUGUAGCUGCUAGAGAGGUAGCACGUUGCCGUGACUUGUCCCCAAGCGGUUGUCCCUCGGCCUUGGCACUGGUGGCUACAAAGGCCGGGAUUGCCACCCCUGGUUCUAGCCCAUCAGCCUGGGCUGCCAGCAGUCUCAGUAAAGAUGGCAAAGACUGUGACCUCAGCCAGGGGAACCAAGUGCAUCGGAGUCCGGUAGCCGGAAUGUCCCGCCAUCUGUAUAGCUCACGUUCUGUCUGGAGCAACCAAAGGAUUUGUAUUAAGCCAUGUUCUCUUUGAAAGUAUCUUAAUUGAUCAGCAAUAUUUUUUUCUGUAUAUCUGGAAUGUUUUUGAUUCUGACGUGUUCUGUUAGUAACUACUGAAAAUAUAAAAUAUCAAUAUAAAAAUAUUGAAGCUA